AGGCGGUGGGGACUGUGAAAGAAGCAGUAUUUCUUGGCGAAGAUCAGAGGUGAAGCCACACAUACCCAUUUUCUCUGUCCUCUUCUUCAUUCUCUUUGCCUGCAGAAGAAGUUUCACCAUGUCAAGGGAUGCUCAACUCCCACCUCGUGGACCUUUCCAGAAGAAGCUCAGUUCUCAAUCGAAUCAUAAAACCAUUUCUCCUCCCUUCCAUACUGAAUCUUACAUGGAAUACCCACAGCACCAUAAGUCUUUCUCCCAAAGCUCAAUCCUAGAAGAGAACCCUGCUUGGCUGGAUGGUCUGUUAAAAGACCCUGAUGCAAAGUCCAGUGGCAUAUCUCUUCGUCGGUCAGCAAGUGAUUCCCUUACCUUUCUGAAUGAUCUCAUGGAUUCAUUUCCAGUCCUCACCCUACAUGAUGAUCAAGAGGAUUCCAUUGAUUGUGAAACUGGCACUGGCUUGGAAUCUGCGUGUAUGUAUGGUCCCAACUCCCCUAGGAAGAAAGGCCACCUAAUCUAUUCAGGAAAUGCCUUAGUUUCAGCCUUAUCAGAAAGCAUUUCUCAGGACCCUUGGCAGCAUGUUGAUGGUAAUCCUACCUUUCAUGGGAUUACUUGUUCAAAUUCAAAAGUUGAUGGUAGUGUUCCAGUUGGUGACCACACUGCUGAAACAAAGACAGCAAAGCGCCGCUCAGGACAGCACUCUAGGGUCCGUAAACUCCAGUACAUUGCUGAACUGGAAAGAACUGUUAACAGUCUGCAGACUUUUAUAUCAGAGCUGGCCACCAGGGUAAGUUCUCUGCAUCAGCGCUGUGUUACUUUAUCCAUGGAGAAUGGUGAGUUACAGAAUCAGCUGGUGACGCUGCAGCAGGAAAAACUGAUGCUAGAGGGGCAACACCAGUUGCUGAAGAAGGAAGCUGAGAGACUGAGCAUUCGACUAGUGAAUUCUCCUAAUUACGAACUCGAAGCAUGUUUUGAACCUAGUGCUUCUACUCGGCCUGCUGUAUCGGAAUUUACUUGGCAGAUGUUAGAUAUGUCAAAACUCGAUCUUACUUGAGAUGGACAAUAUCUGAAGGAUCAAGGAUGGGUUUGUGUUGCAGCUGUAAAUGUCAUGAUCUACAGGUUUGUUCCUCCCCAAUUUUAUGAAGGGACACUUCCUUCACUUUAGACCGUAAACGUGAAAACCUUUUUCCAGAUAACAUGCUUUGUAGGAAGGGUAGUGAAGUGAAUAAAUAAAAAGUAGAUACGGAAAAGUGAAAGGAAGCAAAAAAUGUAGUCACAAUUUUAGUGAGGUUUAUUGACAAUGAAAUUACUUCUAUUGUGCUUCAAUAUUUUUUUCUUUUACUGUAAGAAACAUGGUUAGUAAAUUAGUAUCUGUUCA
Messenger RNA from Rubroshorea leprosula, 1372 nucleotides. Lineage: Eukaryota; Viridiplantae; Streptophyta; Magnoliopsida; Malvales; Dipterocarpaceae. The record is from the annotation of a GenBank genome assembly.